CACGUAUUGAAACCAGUCACCUUGGACCUCACAUCCUCCAAGUCAUAUACAGAAGCACGUCACAAUUAUGGUCAGACGAAUUCUUGUGUUUGGCGCCACGGGCAACCAAGGUGGUGCCGUGGCCAAACUACUCCUUCAGCACCCGAGAGACUAUCUCGUACGAGUCGUUACUCGUGACCCGAGCUCGCACGCCGCAAGAACCCUCGCAGAGCAGGGUGCUGAGCUUGUGAAGGCUGACCUGACCGACCCGCCCAGCCUCACGCCCGCAUUUGUAGGAUGCUGGGGUGUCUUUGGCGUCACCAACUUCUACGACUCGAGGAUCAAAGAUGACCCGAGCAGUGAGGAACAGCAGGGCAAGAACCUGGUCGAUGCGGCCGCGGCUGCGGGAACGGUCGAGUGUCUUCUAUGGUCGACCUUACCGAGCUCAAAGCAGAUAUCGGGGGGCCGUUUCGUCAGCCAGAUCUACGAAGGCAAGCACCAAGUCGACGACUACAUCCGAAGGCAGGAUUUCCCAGCUUGUUUCCUCUACACGGGAAACUUCUACGAAAACAUGAUCCUGAGAAAACACAUGCACUACGAUCCGACCAUCUCGGACACUAUAGAGUUUCGGCAGCCCAUCGUCGAGGCUGACACACAACUUGCCAUGCUCUUUGUAGAAAAGGACCUUUCGGCCAUCGCAAAGGCAGUGUUCGACCAGUGGAACUCCAAAAAGGACCAGCUGACUCACCAAUAUCUUUACUGCUGUAACUCGAGGGUUUCGCCCAACGAUAUAAUAACCUGUGUCGAGAAACUCAGCGGAAAGCCCACCACCUACAAGAGGUUGGAGUCGACGGGGUGGAAAGACAGAGAUGUGAUGUUUCAACUUUACAACGAAUGUGGUAUGUACAAUGGUAAGGAAAUCCCGGACCAGAACGUGCAGGCCCUCGGAGUGGACUUGCAUGGGAUCGAGGACUUUGUGCGCAGCCGACUGCUCCCCCACCUUGGGCUGGCCGCUAUAGGGUGUCUGUAGGGUACUCGCAUGUAAUCAGCACCAUGGAAGCUGGACCAUUCCACUCCACGGCCGACCAGGCAUGUUGUUGUAUUGCAGCUGGCACUUGUUGACUCGGGAGCUGUGUUCUUGUUGCCCUGGUGCUAGUGGGCGUCUGCGACUGUUGGACACCAGUUGACAGUACCUGAGCCCACACCCCUAACCCUGUGGGCCCCUCGCGGGCUGGG
Diaporthe batatas is the source of this 1215-nucleotide messenger RNA. RefSeq lists its product as uncharacterized. Bases 68 to 1009 code for a protein of 313 amino acids. The record is from RefSeq and is a predicted model, not a curated record. The transcript has 3 exons. NCBI's taxonomy places the organism in Eukaryota, Fungi, Ascomycota, Sordariomycetes, Diaporthales, Diaporthaceae.